This is a messenger RNA of Camellia sinensis, 1063 nucleotides long. RefSeq lists its product as uncharacterized. NCBI's taxonomy places the organism in Eukaryota, Viridiplantae, Streptophyta, Magnoliopsida, Ericales, Theaceae. The record is from RefSeq and is a predicted model, not a curated record.
AUGAGCCACCUCUUCUAACAUUCACAACACCAUUAACACACCAAGUGAUGGUACCCAAACCAACCAAUAACUUUUUCCCUUUCCCCUUCUCUGCCACACACAUACACAGCAAAUUAAGCUAAGCAGCCAUAGCUCUUAGCUACUACAAGAACGGAUUAUUUACCAACGAACUCAUAUGAUUGUUCCUUAAAACUCAUCUCCAUUUCUGGGUCUCACAAACACUUUGUGAGAUAGAAAAUCAGAAAAAAUGGGAUUAACACAAAUCCUUCAAAAUUCCCAAAUCACUCUUCCAAAUCCCCAUUUGAAUUCCCUCUCCAAAAUCACCACUACCAACAAGAAGAUCGAUUCCAACAGCAUACCCACCAUGUCUGAAGUCAUGGAAGCUUCAAAGGCCCAAAACAUUCACCUUCAGCUUCAAACCCUAGGACCCUUUUUCAGAAUCACGGCCAAGAGCUUGGAAACCCAGAACGAGCUUGGGAGAGCCGAGGGCCUCAUAAGGGUCUGGUUUGGAGGCAGAGUUCUUCACCUGGACUCCAUUAGGUUGCGCAGAGAGACUUUGGGGAUGGAAAGGUCGAUCUUUGGCAUUGGUUUGUUUAUUGGAGCUGUGGCUAUCAGAUAUGGGUAUGAGUGUGGUUGUGGGUCAGCUGAGUUGCUUGCCAUCAAUGACUCUGAGCUCUACCAUUCCAAGCUUGUUAGGUUCUACAAGAGAAUUGGAUUUAAGGUUGUGCACGAAGUGACUGGUUCUUCGAUUGGAGACCUUGCUCACAUGUUGGUUUGGGGCGGCAUUGGGACUCGAAUGGAUGCCAACAUCACAGAGCUUCUCCUAAAGUGGUGCACCAGAUUCAAGUCUCCAAAUUGAUUCCGACGCUGUUUUUGCUUUGCUCUGCUGUUUGUACGUUUUGAACACUGAACUUUAUGUUUGGUUGUGGAAAUUUUGCAAAUAUGUCUUAGAUAUGAUUAAUGGAGACUUUCUUGUUACGAUAAAUUAUGUAUUUUGAAAAUAAGGUGUAUGGUGUGGAUUUAAACUUAUAUUGAAGUGAUAUGAGUCACAUCCAUAAUAACA